Molecule: messenger RNA, 1208 nt
Organism: Dacryopinax primogenitus
Lineage: Eukaryota; Fungi; Basidiomycota; Dacrymycetes; Dacrymycetales; Dacrymycetaceae
Product: 4-hydroxybenzoate polyprenyl transferase
Exons: 2
Coding region: 1-1152 (383 amino acids)
Biological process (GO): ubiquinone biosynthetic process
Cellular component (GO): mitochondrial inner membrane
Molecular function (GO): 4-hydroxybenzoate polyprenyltransferase activity
Source: RefSeq, a predicted model, not a curated record
AUGUCCACAGCACUCUACUACCUCACCUCACCCUACUUCCGCUCCCUGCUCUUGGAGAAACCCGUCCCCGCCCCCGCGCCCACCCCCGGCCCUUCCCAACCGAGCACACCUCCCUGCAGCAUCCCUUCCUCUCCCUCCCCUUCCCCCCUCUCCCUCCCCCUCCCCAGCCCAAGCCCAAACGUACCGCAGCCGCAGCUCAACUGGCCCCUCCGCCAGCUUCUGGAGCAAGUCCAGCCCUACCUCUUCCUCGCCCGAGUGGACAACCCAGCAGGGACGCUCCUCCUCUGGCUACCAUUCACCUGGUCCGUCCCCCUCGCUGCUAACCACCUCCAGCUCUCCCCGGCCUUUGCAGGCUCUUAUACGCUCUACUUCGGCCUUGGGUCUCUUAUUAGUCACUGUAUGGGCUGUACGGUGAACGACAUUGCAGACCGGGAGUUAGACCGACUCGUAGAACGAACCAAACAUCGCCCCCUCCCCUCCGGCACCAUCUCCCUCCCCCAAGCCCUCCUCUUCCUCCUGCUCGAAACCGCAAGCUGGUUCCUCUGGCUCUCCCAGCUCAACACCCCUUCUUUCCUGCUCGGCACCGCUUACCUCCCCUUGGUCGUCAUUUACCCGUAUAUGAAACGCCUGACUUACUGGCCCCAGGCUUUCCUGGGGGUUGUCUUCAACUGGGGCGCUUUACUGGGAUACACAGCUCUCGCUGACCCCGCAUCAGCAUGGGCAUGGGACGUCCUACUCCCCUUAUAUGGCGCAGGGUGCUGCUGGACAAUUGUGUACGAUACGAUCUACGCGCAUCAGGACAAGACGGACGACCGCAGUGCGGGGAUAAAGAGCACCGCACUGCUCUUUGAAGAACGGACAGUGCCCGCCUUAGCAGGUUUUACCACGCUCAUGCUGGCUUGCCUUACGGCAGCAGGGCACGCAGCUGGCCUGGGACCGGCGUAUUACGCACUCUCGGUGGUUGGGGGAGGGGUGUGGAUGUUUCGCACGCUGUGGGUCACAGAGUGGGAUAACAGGGAGAGCUGUCGGAGAGGGUUUGAAGCGAACGUGUUUGUGGGACUGCUGGUAACUGCGGGCGUUUGGGCCGAUUAUGUCUUAUCCUCUUAUAGCUGGACCUGUCUGCUUGGGCAGGUAGGUACAGCGGGUAUGUAAGAUUCCGCCGUUUAUUAUGCGGUUGAGAGAUAGAUGGUAGUUGACAUUAGGCGAAC